Molecule: messenger RNA, 872 nt
Organism: Triticum urartu
Lineage: Eukaryota; Viridiplantae; Streptophyta; Magnoliopsida; Poales; Poaceae
Source: RefSeq, a predicted model, not a curated record
AUGCGGCGAGUGUUUUUCCCCAACACUCUAGGGCUCAUUCGCGGCCGUGGAGAAGAGUUUGCCGUGGCACAGCUGGCUAUGGUCACCAAGAUACGAGGCGCCCACCGGAUGGAAGCUGAAGUGUGCGUGCUCCGCUCACGUGUGUCGGAUCCUGACGACCAUGGCAUGUGGGAGCUUCAAAAGAUACCUGUUCAGCAUCAGAGUCAUGAAUACUUGGCCCUGGAUAAUUGGUUGACGGAUGCUGUCGUCACAUUCAACAACUAUAUCUGCUGGAUUUCCUACUACGCAGGAGGUAUUCUAUUCUACGAUAUAUUUGCAGAAACACCUAACAUUUUUUAUCUUCGGUUACCUACGAGUAACCGUCCUACAACGACUCAAGAAAGAGGUUUCCUUGAGGUCAACCGUAGCCUCUGUGUCACUGGUGAUCUUCUCAAGUACACGUAUAUUCUUCGCAAUGAUAAACGACUCUACGGCCCACUUAAACCUCGUACGGGUUUUACCAUCCUCACUGAUACUUUGAGCAUAACGGAGACUGGUGACAUAAAUUGUUUCCACGAAAGGGUCAAGAUAGCUAAUGAAUUGUGGCAUUACAACACCUCUGAAUGUCUCCCGCGCCAAGCCCUGAUGUACCCUCUUGUGAGCAUGGACAGCCCUAAUAUUGUCCACUAUUUGAUCUCUGAGGAAGGAGAUAAGAUUGACAAGGUUUCCAUGGUUACGUUGGAUAUGAUUACUCAGAAAGUCAUUUCAAUUGUUUCAUAUAUUAAAGGAGAGGAAGACCUCUGUGGCCAAGAUGCUGACAUGGUUAAAGAAAAGUCCCACCUUCUCGCGUCCUUCCUUCCAUCCGAGUUUCCCAAGUUCUUGAAUCUCACAAG